ACUGAGCGCCGCAUAUAAGCCAACGACUCCUCCGUCCCCACCGUCUCUCUCUAAGCGAAGGAACAGAGAAAAAUAUAUUAAAAUGUCAGAGAAGAAGGGAAGAAAAGAGGAGGUGGUGACCAGAGAGUACACCAUCAACCUUCACCGUCGCCUUCAUAGCUGUACCUUCAAGAAGAAGGCUCCAAAGGCAAUCAAGGAGAUAAGGAAGUUUGCAGAGAAGGCAAUGGGGACAAAGGAUGUGAGAGUGGAUGCGAAGCUGAACAAGCAGAUUUGGAGCAGAGGUAUCAGAGGUCCUCCUAGAAGGAUCAGAGUCCGAGUUGCUCGUAAGAGAAAUGAUGACGAAGAUGCCAAGGAAGAGUUCUUCUCCCUUGUUACUGUCGCUGAAAUCCCUGCAGAAGGUCUCUCCGGUCUUGGCACUAAAGUCAUCGAUGAAGAGGAUUGAACAAUCUUGUAACCUCCUCAUCAGAUGUUUUCAAGUUUUGUUUCUUUUUCAACUUUGUAGCUACUUUGGAAGCACUGAUGCAGUUAUUGGAAAGAACAUUUAUCUUAUACUUGAAUUCUUCAUCCAUGAAAA
Messenger RNA from Brassica oleracea var. oleracea, 574 nucleotides. RefSeq names its product 60S ribosomal protein L31-3. Lineage: Eukaryota; Viridiplantae; Streptophyta; Magnoliopsida; Brassicales; Brassicaceae. The record is from RefSeq and is a predicted model, not a curated record. The transcript is spliced from 3 exons. Gene Ontology annotation, biological process: cytoplasmic translation. The coding region runs from base 83 to 442 and encodes 119 amino acids. Gene Ontology annotation, cellular component: cytosolic large ribosomal subunit; ribosome. Gene Ontology annotation, molecular function: structural constituent of ribosome.